AUACUUAACAUAUGAUCAAACACACAUACACACACACACACACAUCUAUACUGAUGGUGUAAGAAGUGUGAGGAUCAAUCAGUAUAACUGAUGUAAUUAGUGACUCCUGAUCAGACAAGGCUGAAUAGUUGUUUUUCACUCUUUUCGAUUCUCUGAUUUUGAACUUUGGCUAAAGUAUAGAUUUCGAAAGCUUUGGGAAUUGUAAGGACUGGAAUUCCUCAGUAAUCUACUUUUCAUCCUUGUGCACAGAAGAUGAGUGAAAACAUGGACCACAAUAAUGUUGCUGUAGAGGAGAAAAUGUCCUGUUGGUUAAAAGAUGAGACUCGGUUGCUGGCUGAAGACUACAUCGACUUCUGCACCGGGAUCCAGCGGACGCCUCCCAGCGAGUCGGCCAAGGCCAUGCGCCGUUUGGCGAAGGAGCUGGAGCACCAGUACAAGUCCAAGUUCCUGUCUCUGUCAGACAGCUUCCUGUCGUCGUGCGGCUCGAACAGUGAGCCGAGCGCCUGCCUGCGCAGCAUCAUGACCAAGAUGGUGGAGGACGGAAAGCUGAACUGGGGGAGAAUCGUGUCGCUGUUUGCGUUCACGGGUGUCAUCGCCACCAAGAUCUUCUCCAGAGAAGAUGGAGUGAACAGCUGCAGGAGGCUCGCAGAGACCAUCGCUGAUUACCUGGGCGAAGAGAAGAGCGACUGGCUGCUGGAGAACGGAGGCUGGGACGGUUUCUGCAAGUUCUUCCACAGCGCCGGUCACGUCAGCCAGGAAUCGUCCAUGAAGACGGCGCUGUUCGCGGCCGCCGGAGUCGGCUUAGCAGGACUCACCUUCCUCCUGGUGCGCUGAACCGCACUCCUGCCCUUUAUCCUGCUUUCCUUUUCUUUCUCGCUGCCACUUUCUGCUCGUUUCUGUUUUAAAGUUAUCAGCAGAACUUUUAAACUUUUACACCAUCACUCAUCAUCUCACUUAAUUAUGACAUUGCUCAUGAAAUUCAUUCAGAACUGUUAUUAUUAACUGUUAAGUCUUAUUUUUAUUAUUUUUUUUGCGUAUGUCACAUGGUGCGGUUUUAUUUUUGUAAAGAUUACUCCGGGGAGUGGUGUGUUCUCGUUUAGGUUCGAUAGCAUUUCAUCUUUAUCUGUUGUGUUCAGAAAGUUUGUUCAUCCAGCGAGCUGACCGGCUAACACGAACCCAUCUGAUUUGAAAGCGAGUCUUCAGCAGCGUCUCAUUACUGUACGUCAAUGUGUGUUCGUUUACAUAUCAUUUUGUGUCUUAUUCUUUUUCUCUCUUGCAGGGGUGGAGUUAACUCGUCCCUCCUGUAGGAGUUGAAAUAUUGUUUCAGAAGGUGCUAGUUUAUUCCUUUAGCAUUUCUAGGGAUAGGAUUUUUUUCCCCCCAAUUUAAAACCAUUUUCAAUUUCCCUUGUAAAUUUGUAUUUAUUUUACUUUCUGAAGAACAAAUCAUAACUAUUUAGGCAAUUUCCCUACUUUGACAAAAUUGUAUUUUUGCAUUUUUAUUUAUUUAACUUUCUUAAUAAAAGAUGUCAUUACCAUAAACCUGACUGCAUUAGAAAUGACUCAGACUGAACCCAGAUUAGCAGGAACAUGUGGUGACCUUUAGUUUUUAACCUGAGUUUCUUUUGAAAGGGAAAAAAAAUCCCCAAGAGUACAGAGUGAAACUCGGUGCUCUUUAGAGCUCAUGGUGAUCUACAUUUCAUAAUAAAUUU
Messenger RNA from Pangasianodon hypophthalmus (striped catfish), 1709 nucleotides. It is a transcript of the gene bcl2l10, whose product is annotated as BCL2 like 10. NCBI's taxonomy places the organism in Eukaryota, Metazoa, Chordata, Actinopteri, Siluriformes, Pangasiidae. The record is from RefSeq and is a predicted model, not a curated record. Gene Ontology annotation, molecular function: protein homodimerization activity; protein heterodimerization activity. Gene Ontology annotation, cellular component: mitochondrial outer membrane. Gene Ontology annotation, biological process: regulation of apoptotic process; extrinsic apoptotic signaling pathway in absence of ligand; intrinsic apoptotic signaling pathway in response to DNA damage. The coding region runs from base 253 to 834 and encodes 193 amino acids. The transcript is spliced from 3 exons.